Molecule: messenger RNA, 1395 nt
Organism: Suricata suricatta (meerkat)
Lineage: Eukaryota; Metazoa; Chordata; Mammalia; Carnivora; Herpestidae
Product: extensin-like
Exons: 6
Coding region: 1-1395 (464 amino acids)
Source: RefSeq, a predicted model, not a curated record
AUGGACGGUGCAGAGCAGCGGCCCGAGCCGGGGGACACGGGGGCCUCUGCGGCCCGCGCCGGGGGGCUCGCCUUGCUCCGGGACCAUAUGCCGUCACAGUUACCUGCACCCCAAACCCGACACCUGCACUCCAUUUCCGCACAGGCAGAUGGUGCAGUCUGGCCGCGUGCCAGUGCAGAGGCUCCGCCUGGGGACCAUCGCGCCCGCGCCUCGCCGCUGCCACCGCAGCCAGUGGGGACAGAUGCGGAGGGGCGGGGUCCCGGGGCUCGGGAACAGCCACCAAAGAAGAGGAAGAAGGAAGAAGGAAGAAGACCAGGGCUGAGCACCACCGCAGCAAGAGCAUGGCGCACCCAAGGUGCCCCUUCCCCGCCACAAGCAGCACCCGUCUCCCAAGGCCAAGGGAGCAGCAAGGCCACUGCCAAGACUGCCAAAUCCUCUGAAAGGAAUCCCUCCGGCACCACCGCCAGCCCCCCGCCCCCCGCCCAGCCACCUGCCAUCCCCUGUUACCCCACACACCUGAGGUGUGACGGGACCGCGUGGGCGUCCCCACGUGCCAGCCGGACGCCCAUGAAGGCUCCGGAGAGGCUGCAGAGAGGAGAAAGAGAAAGGAGAAAAGAUGAAGAGGGCGAGGAGAGCGAAGGCGGAGAGGAGACAGAAAGGAUAACCUACUCUCUAGAAAGGGUUGGCUAUGCCCGUGGUCCCAGACAACAGGCACGCAGUCAGGUGCGCCUCCUGACGAAGGUCCCACUGGAGCCCCCAGGCCCCAGCAUCAGCGCCCAUGCCUCCCCAGCGCCUCUUCACCCCAACCUGGAGGCCUUCUCGCUGCGGCCUUGCUGCCCCGCCACCUGCCGCCCUAAGGAUCUGCCACCUUCCUUCACGCCGGCUCCAUCCCUACCUCUGCCCCAAGGUCAACCUAGAGCAGCCACGCCCGAGCCAAAGCAGCUGCGAAGCGGCCGGGGUCUGGAGGAAGCACCAGGCUGGACACGGAGGAGGCAAGUCACUCAGCCCGGGGCCCCGACUCGGUUCCUGUGUGUCCCCGAGCCCCCGGGCCGCCUCACGCCCCCGCCCGCCUCUGACUCCCAGCACUGCGGUGACGCUCCCCGUGUCCCUCCACUGGACCUCAGGAAGCCGCGUGGCCUAAGCGGGACAUGGCCCCAGGCCCCCGCCCCGAGGCGUCCUCACCGCCGCCCCCGGCCCCGCUCCGAGGCAGCGGCUGGUACCCGCUCGGAGACGCUCUGCGCUGCCUGCCCGGUCCCGCAGGGCGGCCAGCCCCCACGCCCCAGCCCAAACCUCCUGGUGCUCAGCGGCCCUGGGGAGGAGCAGGAGAGGGACCGAGCCCCGCUGGCCGCUCCUCCGCCCCGGCAGCACCGAGCCUCAUCACCAGGCCCUAAUUAA